Messenger RNA from Antechinus flavipes (yellow-footed antechinus), 5898 nucleotides. It is a transcript of the gene TMTC2, whose product is annotated as transmembrane O-mannosyltransferase targeting cadherins 2. Lineage: Eukaryota; Metazoa; Chordata; Mammalia; Dasyuromorphia; Dasyuridae. Gene Ontology annotation, biological process: protein O-linked glycosylation via mannose. The record is from RefSeq and is a predicted model, not a curated record. The transcript is spliced from 13 exons. Gene Ontology annotation, molecular function: protein binding; mannosyltransferase activity. Bases 738 to 3248 code for a protein of 836 amino acids. Gene Ontology annotation, cellular component: endoplasmic reticulum membrane.
CAGGGGGGUAGGAGGAGGAGCCCUAGAUCCAGGCGAGGAGGUGCUGGUUGAAGGGUGGGAGGAGCAGCCCGAGUGGAGAAAGCGGACGGAGGGGUGGCCACGCAGGCGCGGGGGGAGCCCCCGAGAGCCCCACGCGGGUGCUUCCCCGAACCUCCAGCCGCGGCUUCUCACUUCAGUGCCGAAGGGCUUGGGGACUGGAAGGAGCUAAUAAAGAGUGAAUGAGCUACAGCCGCUCGCCACGGCGGCUGGAGACCUAGAGCACCCAGAGCUGUGCAAGGGGAAGGAGGGGAAGAGAGGAAGGAGGCGGAGGAGGAGGCGGAGGAGCAGAGGCAGCUCUCGCUCCCGUCCCUCCCACUCUCCCUUCUAGCCUCUCUCUCUCCCUAUUUCUCCCCCAGCUGCACCGGCAGCUCAGCUCCGUCCUGUCGAUCUCUCCCUCCCCUCACUCGCACCCCGAGUCGUCCCCUCACUAGCCACCCCCUAGCCUCGCACCGUAUCCAGGGCUCCCCCUUUCCCAACUGCCAUGGGUUAGGGUCCGGGCGGAGCGGAGGAAAAGGGAGCCCCAAAGCCAAGCACUCAAUAAACCUGCCGCUUGCUCGCUGGCUGCCGGCUCGCCAGGGCUCUCGGGGAUGGGGAGAGCGCUCUGAGCCCGCGCCCCGGGGACGGGGAAGGAGGAGACAAGCGGGGCCAAGAGUGAAGAGCAGCAGAAGAGGGGGAGCAGAAGAGAAGGCAGUGGAGAGAUGAUUGCUGAGUUGGUGAGCAGCGCCCUGGGGCUCGUCUUGUAUCUCAACACCCUGAGUGCGGAUUUCUGCUACGAUGACAGCCGAGCUAUCAAGACUAAUCAGGAUCUUCUCCCAGAAACGCCAUGGACUCACAUAUUCUACAAUGAUUUUUGGGGGACUCUUCUUACACAUAGUGGCAGCCACAAGUCCUAUAGGCCACUUUGUACUCUUUCUUUUCGCUUUAAUCACGCCAUUGGAGGCUUGAAUCCCUGGAGCUAUCAUCUUGUCAAUGUUCUGCUGCAUGCAGCAGUCACCGGUCUCUUCACAAGCUUCUCCAAGAUCCUCCUUGGUGAUGGACAUUGGACCUUCAUUGCUGGCCUAAUGUUUGCCUCCCACCCAAUUCACACAGAAGCAGUGGCAGGCAUCGUGGGAAGGGCCGAUGUGGGAGCCAGCUUCUUCUUCCUGCUCUCUUUGCUGUGUUAUGUGAAGCACUGCUCCACUAGAGGCUCUUCCUUGAGCACCUGGGGCUGGUUCCUAGGGACAGGACUCUGCGCUGGGUGCAGUAUGUUGUGGAAGGAGCAAGGUGUGACUGUGCUGGCCGUGUCAGCGGUUUACGAUGUCUUUGUCUUUCACAGACUGAAAAUGGACCAGAUUCUACCUUCUAUUUACAAAAGAAAGAAUGUGCCUCUUUUCUUCAGUGUUGGUUUGCUUACUUUUUGGGGAACUUCACUUCUGGGGGCCCGCUUGUACUGGAUGGGGAACAAACCACCAAGCUUCUCCAACUCGGAUAACCCUGCAGCUGAUUCAGACAGCAUCAUGGCUCGCACUCUGACCUUCCUUUACUUACCAACCAAGAAUCUCUGGCUGUUAUUAUGUCCAGAUACUCUCAGCUUUGAUUGGUCCAUGGAUGCAGUACCACUGAUAAAAACCAUUUGUGAUUGGAGAAACCUCCACACUGUGGCCUUCUAUACUGGACUCUUUCUUCUGGCCUACUUCAGCCUGAGGAGUCCAAGCACCAAUAGAGAGUGCAAUGGGAAAGCCAUCUCCAAUGGCAAGCAGAAUGCAAAUGGGCAUAGCUGUCACCCAGAUGCAGAGCACCAGGACUCUGAGUCUAAACCCAGCUUUACAGAGAAAGCAGAGAAUGGAAUUAAAAAUCACAUCCCUGGGCGACCACUGCUUCCUUCCACAGAGAACAUUGUUGUUCUCUCACUGUCUUUGUUAAUAGUUCCCUUUGUCCCUGCCACAAAUCUGUUUUUCUAUGUUGGUUUUGUAAUUGCAGAACGUGUGCUGUAUAUUCCGAGUAUGGGCUUCUGCCUCUUAAUUGCAGUAGGUGCCAGAGCCCUUUAUGUCAAAUCCCAAAAGCGCUUUCUCAAGAAUUUGAUUUUUUAUGCUACAGGUGCACUAAUUAUUUUUUAUGGACUCAAGACUGCCAUCAGGAAUGGAGACUGGCAGAAUGAAGAGAUGCUUUACAGAUCAGGGAUAAAAGUCAAUCCAGCAAAAGCAUGGGGCAACCUUGGAAAUGUCCUCAAGAGCCAGAGCAAGAUUUCUGAAGCUGAGAACGCCUAUAGAAAUGCUUUGUACUACCGCAGCAACAUGGCAGAUAUGCUCUAUAAUCUAGGGUUACUUCUACAGGAGAACGGUCGGUUCACAGAAGCCUUGCAUUAUUAUAAACUGGCAAUUGGUAGCCGGCCUACAUUAGCUUCUGCAUAUUUAAAUACUGGCAUUAUUCUCAUGAACCAAGGGAAGACUGAAGAAGCCCGCCGUACAUUGAUAAAGUGUUCAGAAAUUCCUGAUGAAAACUUGAAGGAUCCUCAUGCCCAUAAGAGCUCUGUUACCAGCUGCCUUUAUAAUUUGGGAAAACUCUAUCAUGAACAAGGUCGCUAUGAGGAAGCACUCACCGUGUAUAAGGAAGCCAUUCAGAAAAUGCCCCGUCAAUUUGCUCCCCAGAGCUUGUACAAUAUGAUGGGUGAAGCCUAUCUAAGGCUGAGCAGACUUUCAGAGGCAGAACGUUGGUAUGUGGAAUCCUUGAGAUCAAAGACUGACCACAUUCCUGCUCAUCUUACCUAUGGGAAACUCUUGGCCUUAACAGGCCGUAAAGUUGAGGCUGAAAAAUUCUUCUUGAAGGCUAUUCAGCUGGAUCCUACUAGAGGCAACUGUUACAUGCAUUACGGCCAGUUCCUUCUAGAAGAAGCUCGCGUGAUGGAGGCAGCUGAGAUGGCCCAGAAAGCAGCUGAGCUGGACAGCAAUGAAUUUGAUGUUGUCUUCAAUGCAGCCCACAUGCUCAGACAAGCUAGCCUCAAUGAAGCAGCUGAGAAAUAUUAUGAACUGGCAGCCAGGCUGAGACCUAAUUAUCCGGCUGCCCUGAUGAAUCUUGGAGCCAUUCUCCAUCUCAACGGCCGGCUUCUCAAAGCGGAGGCCAACUACCUGCAGGCCCUCCAGCUGAAACCUGAUGAUGUCAUCACCCAGUCCAACCUCCGCAAACUGUGGAACAUCAUGGAAAAACAAGGAUUAAAGACUUCUAAGACAUGACCCAGGAGGUUAGAAACGUCUUCUUUUUUUUGAUUCCAAGCUGACUUAAAAAAAAAAAAAAAAUGGAACAGGACUUCCAGGAGGUGGUGUGACAGAAACUCCCAAUGGACCUCAUGCUCAAGAGCAGCAGCGGUCACCAUGGCUUCAGGGAAGAUCUAAUCUUGCUUUUGGCACCAGUUAUGCCAAAAAGGGAAAUGAUGGGAACCUCAUGAAGGAUUUAACUGUCAUCCAUUAAAGAUAAAUUCAAUCGGAGCGCUUAAAGCUGAAAAUUUUGGUCUCAAAAAGGAAUCUGAGUUAGAAUUUUGCUGGUUUUCUAUUCCAAUUUUGAAAAUAAGCUUGUUUAUUCAGCACUGUGAGAGGACAACACAGCAUCCAUCUAUCUAUCCAUGGGAAGACAAAACAAAUGGUUAAGGUAGUAACCUAAGGUAUUUGUAGAGAUUAUAAUUGAUGAACAUUGCAUUUGCAAUCUGUCCUUUUGCUGCUGCAUCUCUCCUUAGGACAGGCUGCUUAUCAGUUUCAGAGGCUUACAGAACUAUUUUUUGAUAUGUUAGGAUCUGUCAGAGUUACAGCUCCUCCUUGACAAGUGCACAUCAUAUUUUUUUUAUUAUUUUGAUGUCACUAGCUUCACUAUUCCAAGCAGUGCUUCCUUUGCCUGUCCUAGAAACAAUAAGCAAUAUAUAGCUAAUCAUACACCCCCUGUAUUUGUAACAGGGUGAAAGACAUCAUAUGUAAUCCUUUUUUAAAAAAAAAAUUUCAGUGGUUAAACCAGUUAUCACUAACUUCUCUCCUGAAAAAAAUUUUAUAUCAGUGUAAGAGAUUGUUAUACUUGCUAAAAAAAUUAUUUUUUAUUUUGAAACCACUGUAUAAUUUCCCCAGAUGAAAUAUAAUAAAAAAUAAACAAAACUAUCCAUUCAAAAUUCAAUCUGAAGCAAAAACUCAGUCAUAGCAAAAUUUACAAAUCUAAUCUAAUCACAAACUAACCAGCAGCUAUUAGGGGAAAAAAAGUUAAACAAAGCAAAACAAAAAGAAUAUGUUUAGUACGACCCAGAAGAGGUUGCUUAAAAAAAAAAAAAGAUUAGAAUGAAAAGCUUGAGUAAUGAGGGCUCUUAAUUGUGUAGCACUCAAAACAGUUGGGUCUAAUAUUCAGUCAGAAGGUUAACUGUUUAUUUCUUGACUGCAUGACCAAGAGCAAUGCUGUUGCAUCCUUGCAGCUUGGAUUUAUGCUACCAAGUUAUUAUACUCUUCCUGAAUGACUUUAUAAAAACAAUUCAUUGGAGCUGCAGUACUUUGGAACUAUGGCCCAUAUUUUUCUAGGUCAUUUGCCAAAUGCUCUCCUUCCUUCAGAAACACCAUCUUUCAUGAGCGAAUUUGCCAUUCCCUUUAAUUAUCUAUUGGUGGCUACCUGGGUGCUCAUUUGUAAAAGCUUUGGCUUUUAAUAUAAAGUGUGGGAGGUCAUUGACAGAUGUUCCCCACAAGUCACAUUCUACUUUGAUACUAAAACUCAGCAUAGUAAAACUUCAUCCCAUUACAAGUACUUCUUGGAGAAAGUACUUGUAGAAUUCUAUAUGUAUUUAUUUAUUUAUUAUUUGACCAGCGUGAAAACAAAAUAAAAUAAUAAAACCUUUUGUUAAUCCAGUCCUCUACAUAUUAGAAUAGUUUUUUUCUUUGCUUUAUCUUUCAUACUUCAUUUUUAUAUGAUAACUGCUAAAAGGGAAAUGGGACAUCCAUAUAAGUUAUUGUACAUUGUCUCCAAACACCAUAUGUUUUUUGUUGUUUGUUUCUUUUUGUUUUUGACUAGGCAGGAGAGCACAGUGAAAGAAAUCAUUUUAAUGUACUCUUCUUGUGGCAUUAUUUUUUCUUAAGCUUGGUAAGGCCAAAUUGUAUAAGCAUUUUUCUAAAUAUGAGGACCCUUUCAAGGAAGAUAUGUUAAUUAUCCUGAAGAAUAUUGAGAUAAAAUGGUUUAAAAAUGAAUGACUAUCAAAUCAUAAUGUUUUCCUAAUGAGGCAUGGAAGCCUGAGUUAAAACUAAGAUGGUGGGUGGAAAUAUGUUUUUCUUCUACCACUGCUUCAUGGCAAAGUUUUUAAAAAGUGAAUUUAAUAUAAAGAUAUGAAAGAAUUCAGUUUUUAACUGUGGUAUUUAUUUAAAAUGGUUAUUGAACUUUGAUUGCUUCCUGGUCAUAACCCCUUGCUGUCUUUUUUGUUCUUCCUUUCAAAUUGUUGGUUCUUAAGAAUGUCCAUUGAUUACCCAUUAGAGUCACUCCAAGUUGACAUAGCAUCUGCAUAGCAUUGUGGACUGGAUCUGUGUCAAAAGAUGUGAGGAUAUUUAAAAAUGUCCCUGAUGCUUUCCAGUUACAGGGCUGGGCUCAAUAACUAACCAACUUUGGGGGGGUGGGAGGGAAGAAGUUAAAAACAUGAUCAACAAAUAUGUGUCUCUGCUCAGGGAUUUAUGGUGGAUUAUUGCAGACAGUGCUAAAAAUAAAUAAAUAAAGAGCACAAGACAAGUUUACUAAAUUAAAAUUUUAUUUUUUGAGAAACUGUUAUUUGUAUAAAUUAUCAAGAUUUGUAGGCUUUCCUUUUGUAGAAAUAAUUGUUUUAUGUGCCAGAGAAGAGAAAUUCAAUUUUGUUUUCAACAAUAAAGCAUUGAUAACAAA